UGGUGGUUUAACCGUGGUUACGUGCGUGUUCGGAAUAUGAAGUUUCUCUGAACACUGCCAACCACAGCACCUAAUUUUUCAGGUUUCAGCAAUACCAUAAUCGUGAUCAUAAUAUUGCAGCUUUAAGUUUGGAUGCGAGCUUAUGUAUGUUAGAGCUAACAGCUAAUGAUGGGUAGACAGUUGUAGUCCCUGUGAGUUAGUUGAUGAGAGAGGAACAUGGCCGAUGUGUGUGGUGCUGCUGUAUAUGCUUCAAAAUCUUCUCCAACUGUGGUUUCAGAUAGUCCUAUUACAGAUCCAGGAUCAAGUAUAAAGCAUUCAUACUGGGUUAACUGUGGAACCAGUUCAACACAGGAAGUAGCCAGGCUCCACUUUAUAUCAUCAGCCAACUCACAAAGUUUGGAUGGCACAAAUGCUUUUCUUGGACAAAGGAAGUUGGAUUCAAAGACUUCUGGAGCCUUGAAGAAGUCUAGUCGCUACAGAAGCCGUUCCUUGUCUGCAUCCUCGACUGAUUCGUAUAGUUCAGCUUCUUAUACUGGUAGCAGCUCAGAUGAGGAGGAUGUCUCACCAAGAGAACGGAUUCAGAAGAAUACAUUGGGAUUUUCAGAUUUCUGUGUGAGAAAUAUCAGUCAACAUGCAUUUGGUAGGAGAGAAAUUGAAAUUGCAGAACAAGAGAUGCCGGGCAUCAUGGCUUUGAGAAGACGGGCCGGAGAUGAUAAACCACUAAAAAAUGCCAAGGUCGUGGGAUGCACACACAUAAAUGCACAAACAGCUGUACUCAUUGAAACGCUGGCAGAACUGGGAGCUCAAGUAAGAUGGGCAGCAUGCAAUAUCUACUCAACACAGAAUGAAGUAGCAGCAGCUCUUGCAGAAGCUGGCUUCUCCAUAUUUUCGUGGCGUGGUGAAACAGAAGAAGAUUUCUGGUGGUGUAUAGACAAAUGUGUGAAUGCAGAAAAUUGGCAGCCAAACAUGAUUCUUGAUGAUGGCGGUGAUACUACACACCUCAUGCUGAAGAAAUAUCCAGCCAUGUUUAAGAUGAUCAAAGGUAUUGUUGAAGAAAGUGUGACAGGUGUUCACCGAUUAUAUCAGUUGUCUAAAGCUGGCAGACUUAGCGUACCGGCAAUGAAUGUGAAUGACUCGGUGACAAAAACAAAGUUUGACAAUCUCUACAGUUGCCGUGAGUCAAUUAUUGAUAGCUUAAAGAGAUCGACAGAUGUGAUGUUUGGGGGUAAACAAGUUGUGCUCUGUGGAUAUGGAGAAGUGGGCAAAGGUUGCUGUCAAGCGCUGAAAGGGCUGGGAUGUGUAGUGUACAUCACAGAGAUAGAUCCAAUUUGUGCUCUACAGGCUUGCAUGGAUGGUUUUCGAGUCGUGAAACUGAAUGAGGUGAUUCGCAAUGUAGAUAUUGUCAUCACAGCAACAGGAAACAAGAAUGUUGUCAUGAGAGAACACAUGGAUAAGAUGAAGAAUGGGUGUGUCGUGUGCAAUAUGGGCCACUCGAACACCGAGAUUGAUAUCAAUAGUCUCCGUACUCCAGAUCUGACAUGGGAGAAAGUUCGAUCCCAGGUGGACCACGUAAUCUGGCCAGAUGGAAGAAGAAUUAUAUUGUUGGCUGAAGGACGUUUGGUUAAUUUGAGCUGUUCCAGCCUUCCAUCAUUUGUUGUAUCCAUUACUGCUGCAACACAGGCUCUUGCUCUGAUAGAGUUAUUCAAUGCACCGCAUGGCCGAUACAAGUCUGAUGUUUAUUUACUUCCAAAGAAGAUGGAUGAAUAUGUGGCCAGCUUACAUCUUCCCACAUUUGACGCUCAUUUAACGGAACUCACGGACGAGCAAGCAAAGUAUAUGGGCCUGAAUAAAGCUGGGCCAUUCAAGCCAAAUUAUUAUAGGUACUAACUGGUUCCUGAAACUGCUGGAAGUUGAUGGACAGAAAUGGCGUAAUACUCUUGAUAUUAAUAUCAUAUAUUUGGGCUUGUAGAGCAUGGUUUUAGGAAAUGGAUAGAGUUAUAUUUGCCUUGAUCUAUUUGUAGUAGGCAUAAAUGAAGACAGUUUUGACAUGCGGAGCCAAAUAAUGGUGUUUAACAGUGCCUGUUUUCUCUUUAUCCAUUUUCUUCUCAUGAGGAAAUGUGGAGAUGGCAACAUUUCGCUGAUCAUUCUGUUGUUUUGCAUCUAAAUUUUGACACUCGUCUCACUAAAUCAAACCAUUUGAAUGUAUUAAUAUGAAUUAGGACCUGUGGCCACUGAUUGGUUGAAAAUUGACAAUGAUUUAAAAUUGAUGCAUAGCUUUUACUACUACCAAAAUUGAAGAAGUUUUAGGAAGUCACUGAAAGUAAGUUUAAUUGAUUUCAUAUAUUUUAUGAUGGUACAGACAUAAUAUGUUGUGGGCAAACAGUAUUAUUUUUAGAUUUGAGGUUCUCACAGCACAAAAGAUGUCGAGUGUUUUCGAUUAUAACGCUGUGUGAAGUUGUAGCUAAACACCAACGUUUUGGAGGCACGUACUGCUUUCAUCUUCAAGGCUGAAGGUAGUAUUUGUAUCUACCUGCAAGUCUGAACAGCAUUACAACUCAGAAGACAAACAUUAACAGUGUUUAUUUUCGCACUUUCUCUGUACAUAUUAAGAUUCUGAAAAGUGGCAUUGCAUAUUAAUUAUGUUUCUGAAACUUAGUGAUCAGAGGAAACCAUUUUCCCCUAUUUUUUUUUUACAGACUUCAUCAACCAUCUUGAAGCAGUCGCCAAUAGGGAUAGCGUAGUGCUCGAUAGGCUGGUGUUGUGUGUAAAUCGUGGAAAGUACGCUUCAUGUUCUGAAUAUAACUGUACAUAAUCUGUCAGUUAAAAUGAGAGGAGAUAUGGGAUAUGACAAACGAAGGCUGUGUAAAACUUCGGUCGCAGUCGGUAUUGUGCAGUAUUCACCAUUUGUAUCUGUAAAUUCAUGUCUAUAUUUCCAUAAUGUACGAUGUAGUUUUAAUUCCAGUAUUUUCUGCAUGGCCAUUUUGGGUUGCUCGUAAUGAGAGGAAAUACAAUUUGUAAAAAUGUAUCCCUCGAGGACUCACAAAACCACAUUAUUGUUUAUGAUUUGAAAUUGAUGAGAAACUGUGUGUAUUGAUUGUACCUAAAACUUACCAUUCCAAAGUGAUGGGCUUAUUGAUAGCUCUACGUCACCAUUUAGUGUCAUGAGAACGGUACAUUCACAACCAUUUUCAGAGAGAUGGGUGUGUAGUUGAAUGGCCAAGAUGUGCCUUUUCUUCUUUCACCAUUUGUUCUUGUGGUCAGACUUCAGUAAUGCGAGGAGAAGAACAUUUAAUGUCUUACAUUUAAACCUGAUUUCGUGAAAGUAGUUGUGAAUAAGCAGAUUUGUAUUUCGUUACAACUUAAAGAGUGGUAAGUUUUCGGUAUCGUGCUCAUAAAUGUUUUGAUCUACAAAAUGAAUUUCAGGUUCUCGUGGCAGCAAGUAUAAAUAUGGCUGUCUUCGGGAUUGUAGCGUCAUGUAGUCAGGUAGAAGUUUACCAACAUUUCAGAGAUCCUUGCUGCCUCUAUCAUCAGGGUACAAAGAGUAAGCUGUGUGCGAGGAAUCUAUUUGAGAUAUGGGAAUCGUUCGGACGAGGUAGAACCUUGACUGUGCUAGUGGGGAAGACUUUGAGGAUCAGGUGAACGGAAGGGAUCCAACGGGAGAAGAGCAGACAUGGCUUGGCCAGAAGGGAAGUGGGGAGACUGUGCAGGAGGAAAGGAAAUGGGCCUUAUCAGUGCCCCUUUGGGGACAACAGCGAGAUCACCAAAUAGUCAUUGUAUUCAUAGGUUGUUUGUAUUGAGUUAACAGGUUAUGUAGAUGUAUUUUAAAU
Messenger RNA from Zootermopsis nevadensis, 3827 nucleotides. Its product is annotated as adenosylhomocysteinase-like 1. Gene Ontology annotation, biological process: L-methionine cycle. Gene Ontology annotation, cellular component: cytosol. Lineage: Eukaryota; Metazoa; Arthropoda; Insecta; Blattodea; Termopsidae. The record is from RefSeq and is a predicted model, not a curated record.